AUGGCUGCGCCCUGUGGCUCGGAGCGGCCCGCCAACUCGCCACUUAAAAUCCCGAAGAUGGAGGUGCUCUCCCCCGCCUCUCCUGGUGGCCUGAGCGACGGGAACCCUUCGCUCUCCGACCCUUCCACGCCUCGGGGCGCCUCCCCGCUCGGGCCGGGCAGUGCGGCGGGGUCGGGGGCAGCGGCGUCCGGGGGUCUCGGGCUGGGGCUGGGGGGCCGCAGCGCCGCCUCGUCCUGGGGAGCCCCCGCCGCCGCCUGCCGCGGCAUGUCGUGGACGCCGGCCGAGACCAACGCGCUCAUCGCGGUGUGGGGCAACGAGCGGCUGGUGGAGGCGCGGUACCAGCAGCUGGAGGGAGCCGGCACGGUAUUCGGCAGCAAGGCCCCCGGGCCGGCCAUGUACGAGCGCGUGUCCCGGGCCCUGGCCGAGCUGGGCUACGAGCGGACCCCGUCCCAGUGCCGGGAGCGCAUCAAGGAGCUGGAGUCAGAUGGCAGCACUAUGGAGGAGUAUUCACAGGAGGACUGGGGAAACCACAGUCAGGAUCUCCAUGGCUACCCAACAGAUCAGGAAUUGGAUGAAAUACCUGUCACAAAGAGAACAUUAAAAAUAAAACAAGAGUCUUCUGAAGAAGCACAGAAGAGAGACAUCAUGCAGAACAUUGUACAGAUUUUGGAAUCAGUACAGUUGAAAUGGGAACUGUUUCAGAGCUGGACAGACUUUUCAAGGCUUCAUCUUUCUAACAAACUGGCCAUUUUUGGGAUUGGUUAUAACACCCGUUGGAAAGAGGAUAUUCGUUACCAUUAUGCUGAGAUCAGCUCCCAGGUGCCCCUGGGCAAGCGACUCCGGGAGUACUUCAACUCCGAGAAGCCCGAGGGACGGAUUGUUAUGACCCGAGUGCAGAAAAUGAACUGGAAAAAUGUUUACUACAAAUUUUUAGAGAUCACCAUAAGUGAAGCGAGGUGCCUGGAGCUGCACAUGGAAAUUGACUGGAUACCCAUCGCCCACUCCAAACCCACUGGUGGGAACGUUGUUCAGUAUUUAUUGCCAGGAGGCAUUCCCAAAAGCCCGGGCCUUUAUGCCAUUGGCUAUGAAGAGUGUAUUGAGAGGCCCUCCUCACCCCACCUGGAGCAGAGUUCCCUGGACCCAGGAAAGGAGGGCAGGGUUGACUUGGAAACCCUUUCAGCACAAGCCUCCUUACAGGUAGAGAUAGAACCCACCCGGAUUACCUAUUGCUACCUCGGGAUCGCUGAGGUUAGGACUCUGCAGCAGUGCUUAUUUUUACAUUUCCAAGCAAAUACCAAAACCUUCAGCAAAGAUUGGGUUGGUAUUAAUGGGUUUUUGUCUCAGAACUGCAUUGUGGAUCCUGGAGUGUCCCCCAAAUCCAUCUACAUCAAGUUUGUGGAAGUAGAGAGAGAUUUUCUUUCCGCUGGCUCCUUAGUUGAGUGCCUGGAAAAAGCCGUCGGGUACCCCUUGAAAUUCAACAACUGAAUGUCAUCCUUCACAAGGGUGUGGGCUCUCACCUCCCUGCUCUUUCCCACGGCUCAGACUGUCCCUCAUCCAGGUGCUGCCUCAGACUCCGUGGAAACUCGGCGCGAUCGGGCCAGCACAGCUUCUAUGGAACCACCGUAGACUCUGAGCAAACAGAACAGACCUCACCUG
Molecule: messenger RNA, 1656 nt
Organism: Molossus molossus (Pallas's mastiff bat)
Lineage: Eukaryota; Metazoa; Chordata; Mammalia; Chiroptera; Molossidae
Gene: MSANTD2
Product: Myb/SANT DNA binding domain containing 2
Exons: 4
Coding region: 1-1485 (494 amino acids)
Source: RefSeq, a predicted model, not a curated record